Schistosoma rodhaini is the source of this 6992-nucleotide messenger RNA. Lineage: Eukaryota; Metazoa; Platyhelminthes; Trematoda; Strigeidida; Schistosomatidae. The record is from the annotation of a GenBank genome assembly.
CCAUACAUUGAGACAUUAAUAAAACUUUCAACGAAAAAAAAUUUUUUUUAUAAUGAGGAAUAAAAUAAUUCAAUUUACUAAUAUUAUGAUAUAUUACAUAAAUAGAAAACCAAUGAAGUUUCAUACAAUUUCAUCAAAUAGACUAACAUUGACUUUGAUUGGAGGAUUAAUAUGUCUUGAACAGAAGUAUAGAAAGCUUUACAAUUUAUCUAUGUACAACAUUGUUCCAACCUAAUAAUAACAGAGUCUGUCGUUUAUUGUUGAUUAAAUGAGAUAGUCUUACUAUGUUUAGUAUUAGUAAUAACACCCCCUUGAGUAAAGAAAUGCAAUGCACAACAACUAAUUGACAUUUUAUCAUUUUAAUUACACGUAGAAUAGAAUAUGUGUUUUUCUGUUUACAUUUGCAAGAUUAUUUCCAGAAGGGGGGGACAUCACUAAUUGAUAUUGUUGUUUAACAAAAACAAAUUAAUAUCUUUAUGAUGGAGGUCUAUACAUCAACGUGAAUUUUUGGAACAAUCACAUGAUUUAAAUCAAUAAAGUAAUCAGUGUUUAACCACUGAUUUCUAGAAUGACAAUGAGAAAUAAGAGAUAUCUGAGAACUGGUCGAAGUAAAAUAGAUAUCUUUAGUUCACGGAAAAAAGAAUAUUUUUAUAAUGCGAUGAGAAGAUGAAAGUUAUCAGAAUUAAGUUAUACACUUGAGCAAUACUUUCGGAACAAUCUAAUCACACAAGUACUUGCUAAGACAUUAUGUAUGCAAUUAAACAAAGGUCAACUAGACAAAUUAAAAGGUAAAGGGAACAUAGAUAAUAAUGAAGUACACUAUGUGAAAACCGCGCUGAAUAAUAAAUCAGUAUCAUCAGGGUAGGUUAAGGGCAAGAACAAAUAGUUUCUGAGCACAUAAAGGUUUCAGUUUCCGUAUAGCCGUGGCAUCCAACCUAUUUUAUUGGAAACUUUCGUACAAAACUACAUAAGCUGACCUAAUAUCAAUCUUAUGUCUAGUCUCAACCAAAUGUUUCGCAAUGGAGGAAGAUUUCAUCUAUCUCGUGACGUUUCUGACCAUUAGAAUUCAUUCGAUUUUGUAGCCAUUUAGGUAUGUGCAGCCAUCCUUUACUGGCAGAUCGCCAUUGCUGCUCCCUGUGUACGUGUUUCUGCACAUACAUGUAAAUUGAUAGACACAAUGGGACGUGAUAAAAUCGCUUACAUGCUGAUUGCAUUUCGGCGAAACAUAAACUUUGACCUUUCGGUAAUGACAAAUUGGGCUGAGUAAAAUGUCCUAUUGAUAGCUAAUUUAAGUAUUUGUUUCAACAUGAGAAGUAUUUUGGUCACCUCUGAAUGGUGGAGCAAUACAGACACGCUUUUGGGUGCAAAAAACAUCGUAGGUUUCAUCAUAUUGCUACCUUUCCAGUGGUUUAUAAACUUCAAUAAAUAACUGUUAUUUAUUAAUGUUUCAUUUAAGAGCUUGAAGUUUUCCUCAACAGUAUCUGUAGUACAAAUACGAUUGAUUCCAUUGAAUAAGCUUUUUAUUAAUCCAAGUUCGUACUGGAUUGGACAGUGACUAUGGAAACUGAGAUACUGUUCCGUCCAUAUCGGCUUUCCAUAAACAUAAAGUUUGAUGGGACCAUCGCUUAUACUAAUCAGUAUGUUUAGAAAAGGGAGCUGGUUGUUCAAAUCUUCGCGUGUAAGAGAAAUAUGCCCUUGUGUUGAGUUCGCUUAACAAGCGGUUCAUAUCUUCAAUGUUUAUCACUUGUGACUAUGACGUCAUCCACGUACCGCUUAUGAAUUGAAUCUUGAACUAGAUUUCCUAUAGACCCCACAAACACAUCAGGCAGAAAUAGUGCUAAAGGACUACCUGCAGUCACGUCAUCAAUCUGUUGAGAAUGCUACCUCUAAAAAAGGGAUUUCAUAUUUUCAGUAAAUGAUCAUAAUAAAUCUUUGAAAGUUCCUCCAUGAAAUAGGAACGGAAGGUCAUUUAUUAAGAUAUAAUCGCAAAGAAUAUCAACAAUCUUCCCAAAAGGUACAUUUGUAAAGUGUUUACAUCAAGCGAGCACAUUAUCUUAGUUUUUAUAUUAUUAUCCAUUAAGUAAUUAAUUAGUUCAAAUGAACAUUUCAAAGAAUAUUUGCAAAAUCGGUUUCGAAUAGGGUUUAAUACUUUGUCAAUCAUUUUGCAAGAUUAUGUGUAAGUGAUCGAUACAUUGAUAGAAUUGGACGUAGGGGGUGUUGGGGUCAUGAAUUUUUGGUAGUCCAUACAAAUUAGGAUUCAGAGAACCCGUAGAUUUGAAUAAAUUAAAUUCCUCUUUGUUAUUAGUAUUCAUGUUAAGUAAUUUCAUAAGAUUCGAGUUGUCUUUCCUCUCCAACUUACGUAAUCCAUCUGUUGGGGAUGUCAAAUCCACAGAACUUACUUGGUAAAUGGCUUAAUCUUGUAGUUUUAUUUUGAAAAUUUGAAUUUAGCUGUUUUCGCGCCAAAAGCGCUCUUUUUACCUUCACGUCAUAUCUCCCACUUGUAAACUGUCUUAAACGCUAUUGGUCCAUUGUUUCUUUGUGUGUGCUAUUUACCAAUGAUGCUCAAGGACAAAUUGUUAUUGUAUAAAUGCGCUUGACUUUUUCCCUUAUUCGAUUGCUUGUACUCGGCUGCUUACGGAAUACAUAUAUAUUCCCCUACUUGCCUUGGACUUCUUCAUCUAGUUAGCGGGGCCUGGGACAACAGAUUAGAAUAGCUUAUCGUGUCAUUGGCUUUCGUUCGUUACCGCGGAAUCGAUUUAGUUUCAGGCAUAACAAUUGGCGACGGUGGUUUGGAAACAUGGAUCCUUCUAAACUCGAAUCAUUACUUGAACAGCAGCUGAAGCUCAUACAAAUGCUGACAGACAUGAAAGUUUCGCCCCCUUCACAGCCUAGCACAGCUAAUGCAACCACAGCACCAUCAGUAGACGGCAUCGCAAAUAGUAUUGCUGAGUUUCAUUAUGAUCCUGAUGCGAACGUUACUUUUGACAUGUGGUUCCGGCGUUAUGAAGACCUAUUUAAAUUUGAUUUUGCUAAUCAAGAUGAUGCUUGGAAGGUACGACUGCUACUUCGGAAGUUGGGUGCAAGUGAGCUGGACAGGUACUGCAAUUUGAUCCUGCCAUUGAAUCCACGUGAUCGCUCUUUCGCAGACACAGUCCAGACACUAAGCCAACAUUUUGGGGACAAUUCAUCAUUGUUUAACACCCGUUACCGAUGUUUGAAGCUGGUUAUGAACGAAGACGAUGACUUCCUUACGCAUGUGGGCAUCGUUAACCGUGAAUGCGAACGGUUCCGGUUAAAGUCUUUAUCUGAAGACCAGUUCAAAGCCCUUAUCCUCAUUUGCAGCCUUCAGUCCCAGAAGUUCAGUGACAUAAGAACGCGACUACUAUGUCGAUUGGACCAAGAUCCAAAACUCACACUAAAUGACAUGGCUAAUGAAUAUCAACGCCUAGUAAAUCUACAACGAGACACGUCGAUGGUUGAGAGUGGUGGGUCUAGUCGAUCGGAAGUACGAGUAAUCCAAAAGACAACUAACCAGAAUCAGUGCGCUCCCGCUGCAUUCAGUCCAACUCAUUUCAGCCCAAUUCGACAAACCAGAACAAAUCCCUCCACUCCUUGCUGGCAUUGUGGUGCAUGGCACUACGUAAGGAAUUGCCCAUUUAAGCAACACCGAUGCAGGAAGUGCAAGGUUGUUGGCCACAAGGACGGGUUUUGCCUUAAGAGCACACCAAAUCGAUCCAGUAAUACCAAAAAGACGGUUCCAAAGCCCUGUACCUCUUCUUAGAGCUUGGUAUCUUCUUGUCAGAGUUCAUCACCAGGUGAGAGGAAAUUCAUUAACAUUAAUAUUAAUGGACAUUUUUUUAGAUUGCAAAUAGAUACCGCAUCAGACGUCACCAUCCUCUCUCACAAAAAUUGGAUCAAAAUGGGUAGCCCAAGCCUGCAGCGAACAACUAAAAAGCCUCGUACCGCAUGUGGUAAUUUCCUACACUUAGCAGGACAAUUGGAAUGUAGAGUGACCUUCCGGGAGUCGUCAUUUACCGGGUUAUGUCAUAUAACUCCAGCUGAUCUAAAUUUACUUGGUUUAGAUUGGUUCGAUCAACUGAAAUUGGCUGAUGUCCCACUAAAUACCAUAUGCCACGUGAUAUCACAACCUCAUGGCACUGAAUCGUAUACCAGGAAGCUAAUGGCGCAGUUUUCAUCGAUUUUCCAGCCUGGUUUGGGACAGUGUUCUACCUUAAAAGCAACGCUUCGUUUGAAACCUGGAGCUAAGCCUGUCUUUCGUCCCAAAAGACCCGUGCCUUAUGCGACGUUACCAACAGUAGAUGAAGAAUUAAACCGCCUCCAACAAGAAGGAGUAAUUACUCCCGUUUCUUACUCCGCCUGGGCAGCACCGAUAGUGGUCAUCAAGAAAGCAAACGGCACCUUACGAAUAUGUGCUGAUUUUUCUACAGGUCUAAAUGCAGCCCUUGAACAACACCACUAUCCCUUACCAGUUCCGGCAGAUUUGUUUACGAUGCUGAAUGGGGGAAAAUUCUUCGCAAAACUGGAUCUCGCUGAUGCUUAUUUGCAAGUUGAAGUAGACGAAGCAUCUAGGGAGCUGCUUACUAUCAACACUCACCGUGGGUUAUUUCAGUACAACCGUUUACCAUUCGGUGUCAAGACUGCACCAUCUAUUUUCCAACAAUCAAUGGAUACUAUCUUAUCGGGCAUCCCGGGAGUCGCGGCUUACCUUGACGACAUUCUAAUUGUUGCCGCAACGUUAGAACAGCUACAUGAACGAACGACAUCGGUACUGAAACGCAUUAGUGAAAACGGGUUCCGGUUACGACCUGAGAAAUGCCAGUUUUUAUUACGGUCCGUAAAGUAUUUGGGGUUUAUUUUUGAUGCUGACGGCCGCAGACCGGAUCCUGAAAAUGUCCAAGCGAUAAGACAGAUGCCCACACCCACGAAUAUCUCCGCACUGCGUUCCUUCAUGGGACUGGUCUCUUACUAUGCCGCGUUCGUCCCUUCAAUGCAUGACAUUCGUGCCCCACUGAAUGGCCUACUGAGCAAGAACAGUACGUGGAACUGGACUAAAGAGUGUGACGCAGCAUUCUGUAAACUGAAGUCCAUCAUCAGCUCGAAAUUGUUAUUAACGCACUACGAUCCAUGCAUGCCAAUCAUUGUAGCUGCAGAUGCCUCAGCGUAUGGCUUAGGAGCCGUCAUUUCUCAUCAGUUUCCAGACGCAACAGAGAAGGCUGUCAUGCACGCAUCCCGAACACUGACCCCGGCAGAAAGGAAGUAUAGUCAGAUAGAGAAGGAGGCUCUCGCCCUGGUGUUUGCGGUGCGGCGGUUCCACAAAUUUUUGUACGGUCGGAGGUUCACACUCCUUACGGAUCACAAGCCCCUUCUCGCAAUUUUUGGUUCGAAAUCUGGCGUCCCGGCCCAUUCUGCAAACCGUCUCCAACGAUGGGCUUUGAUCCUCUUGGGGUAUGAUUUUGACAUUCAGUAUCGACGCACCAAACAAUUUGGUCAAGCAGACGCAUUGUCACGACUCAUCAACGAACACUCUACGACCGAUGAAGAUGCCGUUAUCGCUUCUCUUUCGACAGAAGACCACGCGCAAUGCUACCUGACAACCGCUGUUCGUGCUUUGCCAGUCUUAGAAUCUGAGAUACAAACUGCUUCCAGAAACGACCCCGUCAUUAAGAAAACGAUGAACUACGUCACCAAUGGCUGGUCAUCAACUGAACUUGACGGUGACAUGAAGCAGCUUUACCAUCGUCGUGACUCAUUAUGUGUCGUAAAUGAAUGCUUGAUGUUUGGAGAUAGAGUGGUCGUGCCAGAAUCCCUACGACCGAGGGUGCUGAAGCAAUUCCACAUUGGUCAUCCAGGCAUAAAGCGUAUGAAAUCCAUCGCCAGAAGCUAUGCUUACUGGCCCCUCAUGGACCAGCAUAUCGUGGAUCUAGUAAACAAAUGUGCUCAGUGUCAACAAGCUGCAAAGUCCAAUGCGAAGGUACCGCCGGUCCCAUGGCCACAGCCUGAGCAUCCCUGGUCUAGGAUACAUAUCGACUUUGCCGGUCCAGUCAACGGAACCACAUAUCUUGUCGUGGUCGACGCCUUCUCAAAAUGGCCGGAGAUUGUUCCCACCACUUCACCAACGACCACCCAGACCCUGAAACAUUUGACUGAGUUGUUCGCACGAAACGGAUUACCGGAAGUGAUUGUAUCCGACAACGGUUCGCAGUUCACCUCGGCGCAGUUCCAAGAGUUCUGCAAACGCCUAACCAUCAGGCAUCUUCGCGCCCCACCUUACCACCCACAAUCGAAUGGGCAAGCGGAAAGGUUCGUGGAUACGUUCAAGAGGGCUCUGAUUAAGUCAAAAGGGGAGGGGACGCCAGUGGAAACACUGCAGAAUUUUUUAUUUGCCUACAGAACGACCCCCAACGACACGCUGCCGGAGCAGAAGUCCCCUGCAGAGAUCCUCAUGGGAAGACGGCUGAGGACCAUUCACAACUUGAUGCUGCCGAAAUCCACACCACCACUAAUACAAACCACGUCCCGGAAGCUACCCACGUACAACGUUGGAUGCCCAGUAUUCGCUCGGGACUACAGAGCAAAUCGUGACCCUUGGAUCGAAGCACGUGUGGUUAGACGGGUGGGAGAAGUCAUGUAUGAGGUUGAGGUAGGAACGGACAGAUGGACCAGACAUCGAAAUCAACUACGCAAGCGGUUAACACCAGAGCGCCCAUCGACCGAAGUAAAGAUUCCGCUGGACGUACUAUUGGAUACAUUUAAUCUGCCGGCAGUCCCAACGCAUGAAGAAGCACAAAAGGUCGAUCUACGGUCCCGAAGAUGGUCACUGCGCCAACGGCGACAGACAGUUAGAAUGCAGGUGGACCGUUACUAAAAAGGGGAGGUGUUGGGGAUGUCAAAUCCACAGAACUUACUUGGUAAAUGGCUUAAUCUUGUAGUUUUAUUUUGAAAAUUUGAAUUUAGCUGUUUUCGCGCCAAAA